This is a messenger RNA of Colletotrichum destructivum, 2142 nucleotides long. RefSeq lists its product as uncharacterized. Bases 1 to 2142 code for a protein of 713 amino acids. Gene Ontology annotation, molecular function: DNA-binding transcription factor activity, RNA polymerase II-specific; DNA binding; zinc ion binding. The record is from RefSeq and is a predicted model, not a curated record. Gene Ontology annotation, biological process: regulation of DNA-templated transcription; DNA-templated transcription. Lineage: Eukaryota; Fungi; Ascomycota; Sordariomycetes; Glomerellales; Glomerellaceae. The transcript has 8 exons.
AUGUCGAGCUCCGCCGCGCUGCGAGAGGGCGCAAAGAGACAACGCGUCUCGAUCGCUUGUCUUGCGUGCCGUCAGAGGCGCAUGCGAUGCGAUGGCCAGCAGCCUGUCUGUGGCUCGUGUGUGAGGAAAGGGACCGAGUGUGAGUUUCAGCACGCGGACAAUAAACGACGACCGCCCAGCAAGAAAUAUGUCGAGUCCCUGCAGACCCGGAUCCGACACCUGGAGGCUCAGGUAGUAUCGCUAGGCUCUCAACCGGCAUCAACUCAGAGCAACCCAAACACUCAAGACGCCGAUCAGGCUGAAAGCACCGGCGAAGACGAUGAACAAAGCCCUCUUUCGGACCUCACCGGCCUGGUCGGUCGCCUUAACGUCAUAGACGAUGGCCAACUGCACUACUUUGGAUCGCAAAGUUCGUACAACCUCGUCCGGGAGCCCCUCUGCGAUACCAAUCCCCACGAGCCGUCGCUCAGAGUCCGAAGACAAGGCCUGGCCGCUGCGGCUCAACUCGGAAAAAUCGUGAGCGUCUCCAGUGAGCUGCAGGAGCACCUGCUUGAGCUCUACUGGCGAUGGCAGAACCCAUGGAACUACGUGAUCCACAAGAGCGCGUUUCUCAAAAGCUUUCGGGGCGAAAACGAUGGGAAAUACUGCUCGCCGCUCCUGUUGUGCUCCAUCUUCGCCAUCGCGGCGCGGUACUCUGACCGUAUUGAGCUGAGGUCUGUGGCCGAUGAGCCGAGUACCGCCGGGGAUGCGUUUUGCGAGCAAGCCAAGAUACUGCUCCUGUAUGAAAGUGAGGCGCCUUCUAUUACGACUGUUCAGUCUGCAUGCCUCUUGGCUUUGCGAAUCAUGUCGGACGGCAAGGAGGCGCUGGGAUGGCUGUAUUCAGGCAACGCAACAAGAAUGGCACACAACCUCGGCCUGCAUCUCGACGGUUCCAAGUGGACAACUGCUGGCUUGGUGUCGGAGGAAGAGGCUGAAGCAAGGAAAGUAACGUGGUGGGGAUGCUACGUCGUCGACAAACUGUUCGCCAUCGGCCUGGGCCGGCCAAGCAGCACGCCAAAAUCGACCAUAUCAUGCCCGAAACCCAGCAUCGACACCGUUGAAGAGUUCACUCCCUGGCUGCCAGGCUCCGACUCGCUCGGCGGCGAAAAGUCGUUAGGCAUUCAUUCGCACAUAUCGUCGACAGCGUGCCAUUUAUCGGAGAUCAUGACGAUUGCGUGCGAAUCGAUGGACGAGAUUUACGCAGCAAACCGUAAACUGGCCAUUCCAGAAAUGGAAGACAUUGUCAGCAAAACAGACGUGGAACUACGCACACAUUAUAGGGAGCUGCCGAGCUACCUGCGGCUGCCGGCCUCGAUCAAGACGCCGAUGCUUCCUCACGUGUGUCUGUUUCACAUACAGUACCACGCGCAUCUCAUUCUCCUCCACAGACCGCUCGUACACAAGAGGAAGCGGCGGUUGGUUGUUGGUGUCGACGCAUCACUGGAGAAUAUCGGCGACGAAGACGACGAAGGCGACGAAUAUGCGAACCGGCACAUGGCAACAUGUCGUGACUCGGCGGCGGAGAUUGCGAGGCUGCUGAGAGUGUACAAACAACAAUACACACUCCGGCGCAUCCCCAUCGCGGCGGUUCACCUCUGCUUCUCGGCGACCGUCAUCCACCUUAUCGACGCGCGCCCGACGAACCCGAACAGGCAGCAGGCGAUCAGGCACUUGCAGACGUGCAUCGACGCGCUGCGAGAUCUCAGGACGGCAUGGUGGGCGUGGAGCGAGCGGGCGUUGCGAGCGGUGCGGCUAUUGGCUCGCGAGUGGUAUCAGUGUGAAGAUGUCUCACAACUGCAGGACCGGAGCGGCCUCAGAGCCGAGACAGCGGCUGGGGCACCGGCAGAUUUCGACAUACCCGAUGGAGCGGUUGCAGGGGUGUCAGGGGGGUCAUUUGGCUCGUCAAGGGGUCAAGGGAACUGCAGCAGCAGUGGUGAUGGUGGUAGUGGUGGUGGUGGUGGCAUGGGUGGUCGGGGGGUUGUUGAGAGCGACACGUUGGCAUUCUUGUUCGACGUUGCAACGCCGGAUCAGUACACGGAUGGGCUCGUCAAAGAGUGGUUGGCGGAAAGUGGCUACGAUGUGCUGAACGGCGUCGCAGAAUAG